Messenger RNA from Lycium ferocissimum, 1587 nucleotides. Its product is annotated as dnaJ protein ERDJ3B-like. Gene Ontology annotation, biological process: protein folding. The record is from RefSeq and is a predicted model, not a curated record. The coding region runs from base 211 to 1251 and encodes 346 amino acids. NCBI's taxonomy places the organism in Eukaryota, Viridiplantae, Streptophyta, Magnoliopsida, Solanales, Solanaceae. The transcript is spliced from 10 exons.
AGCAAAAUUCACAGAGACGACAGUUAAUCUCGUUAAAUCUCUCAUAACCAAAAAUUCCAAAUUCUAAAUUCCAAAUUAUUAUUCUUAUAUACAAAAGAACAUUCUAGAAUUGUUCGUUGAAUAGAACAAUAGAUCUGUUAUACGAACCCUAGAAUUUCAAAAGGGAAUCAAAUCGAUUCCCAUUUUUUUUUUUUUUUUUUUUUUGUGAAUAUGGCAAAUGGAAGAUCGAAAUUGCUCUUUUUAUUGUGCAUUUUAUCGUGUUCCUUUAUAAUUGCCAUUGCAUCGAAGAGUUACUAUGACAUUUUGCAAAUUCCGAAAGGUGCUUCGGACGAACAGAUCAAACGUGCUUAUAGGAAGCUUGCGUUGAAGUAUCAUCCUGAUAAAAACCAGGGAAAUGAGGAUGCCAAUAAGAAAUUUGCAGAAAUUAGUAAUGCUUAUGAAGUGUUGUCGGAUGGUGAAAAGAGGAAUAUAUACGACCGUUAUGGAGAAGAAGGUCUUAAACAACACGCUGCUAGUGGCGGAGGCAGAGGUGGAGGAAUGAAUAUGCAAGACAUAUUUAGCCAGUUUUUCGGCGGGGGCUCAAUGGAAGAAGAAGAAGAGAAAAUUGUCAAAGGAGAUGAUGUGAUUGUUGAUUUGGAUGCAGCAUUGGAAGAUUUAUACAUGGGGGGUUCCUUAAAGGUUUGGAGAGAGAAAAACAUUUUAAAGCCAGCCCCUGGUAAGAGGCGUUGCAACUGCCGCAAUGAGGUGUAUCACCGCCAAAUCGGUCCAGGAAUGUUCCAGCAGAUGACAGAGCAGGUCUGUGACCAAUGCCCCAAUGUGAAAUUCGGAAGGGAGGGCUAUCACAUUACUGUAGAUAUUGAGAAAGGAAUGCAAGAUGGACAAGAAGUAGUAUUUUAUGAAGAUGGUGAGCCUAAGAUAGAUGGUGAACCUGGAGACCUGAAGUUCCGCAUUCGCACAGCUCCUCAUGACCACUUCAAGAGGGAAGGAAAUGACCUACACACUACUGUUACUAUUACUCUGGUGCAAGCACUGGUUGGUUUCGACAAGACCAUUAAGCAUCUCGAUGAGCAUUUGGUUGAUAUUAGCACAAAGGGUAUCACUAAGCCAAAGGAAGUGAGAAAGUUCAAAGGAGAAGGGAUGCCGCUGCAUUUCAGUAACAAGAAGGGCAAUUUACAUGUUAAAUUUGAGGUUCUUUUCCCCACUUCAUUAACAGAGGACCAGAAGAAACGGAUCAAGGAAAUUCUUGUUUAGGAUAUAUUACAGUCUGCGAGCUCGUUUUUGCGCUGCAACGAACUUAGAAGAAUCGCGGGUUGACCUUAUGUCCCCUUACACCGUUUGUUUUUUCACAAAUGUUGCAUUAACGUGUCGGAACUUACUGUAAUCUUCCAGGCAUCCUCACCCUCAAAUUUUCGGAACCUUUUAUCCCCCAGUAUUUUUUCCCCAAGUCAUUUGAGAUGUAGUUUUACAGGCCAGCUAACAAGGAUAUGAUUGACAAUAUUGGCAGUGAAUCUGCUGCAUUGAGUACUUGAUAUUGUAUUGGACCAUUACUGUAGAGUAAAUUAAAGUAUGUACACAUUUUUAGCACAA